This is a messenger RNA of Hypanus sabinus (Atlantic stingray), 5077 nucleotides long. RefSeq names its product guided entry of tail-anchored proteins factor 3, ATPase (gene get3). The transcript has 7 exons. Bases 21 to 1046 code for a protein of 341 amino acids. The record is from RefSeq and is a predicted model, not a curated record. NCBI's taxonomy places the organism in Eukaryota, Metazoa, Chordata, Chondrichthyes, Myliobatiformes, Dasyatidae. Gene Ontology annotation, cellular component: GET complex. Gene Ontology annotation, biological process: post-translational protein targeting to endoplasmic reticulum membrane. Gene Ontology annotation, molecular function: ATP binding; ATP hydrolysis activity.
UGAUCACGUGACGACAGAAGAUGGCGGGCAUGGACGAGGAGUUCGAGGACGCUAUUGACGUGGAGCCGUUGGAGCCCACCCUGACCAACAUUAUUGAGCAGAAGUCGCUCAAGUGGAUCUUUGUGGGCGGCAAGGGAGGAGUAGGGAAAACCACCUGCAGUUGCAGCUUGGCUGUGCAGUUGUCAGAGGUCCGAGAGACUGUGCUGAUUAUUUCAACGGACCCAGCCCAUAACAUUUCUGAUGCAUUUGAUCAGAAAUUCUCCAAAGUGCCAACCAAAGUGAAAGGUUAUGACAACCUCUAUGCUAUGGAAAUUGAUCCAAGCCUGGGUGUAGCUGAAUUACCAGAUGAAUUUUUUGAAGAAGACAAUAUGUUGAGCAUGGGCAAGAAGAUGAUGCAGGAGGCGAUGAGUGCAUUCCCAGGCAUCGAUGAAGCAAUGAGCUAUGCUGAAGUUAUGAGACUGGUGAAAGGAAUGAAUUUCUCAGUGGUGGUGUUUGAUACAGCACCGACAGGACACACACUGCGACUCUUGAACUUCCCAACGAUUGUCGAGAGGGGUCUGGGGAGGUUGAUGCAGAUUAAGAAUCAGAUCAGUCCUUUCAUCUCUCAGAUGUGCAGUAUGCUUGGACUCGGUGAUAUGAAUGCAGAUCAACUGGCAUCAAAGCUGGAAGAGACCUUGCCUGUCAUUCGUUCAGUCAGUGAGCAGUUUAAAGACCCGGAGCAGACCACAUUUAUCUGUGUGUGCAUUGCCGAGUUUCUAUCCUUGUAUGAAACAGAGCGACUAAUCCAGGAGUUGGCAAAGUGCAAAAUUGACACCCACAACAUUAUCGUAAACCAACUGGUGUUCCCAGAGCCCGGGGAGAAACCUUGUCGGAUGUGCGAGGCACGGCACAAAAUCCAAUCAAAAUACCUAGACCAGAUGGAAGAUCUGUACGAAGAUUUCCACAUUGUGAAGCUCCCUUUGUUACCUCAUGAAGUAAGGGGCACUGACAAAGUCAACACCUUCUCCAAGCUCUUGCUUGAGCCUUACAUGCCACCCAGUAAAUGAACAGUCUUUCUUCAUUCUGUUUCAAUACUGAUGCAAGAAAACCCAGGAUUUGUAAUUUAUUAACACUAUGUUUUUAGGAAUGAGCAUGGGGAGGGGAUGUGUGGAUGUUAUUUAUUGUGUUGGGCCAGGUGUGGAUUAUUUUGUUGAUGUCAUUUUGAGUUAUACUGACUACACAGUCCUUGUAUCAAUGCCAGGUUUGUGGAGCAAACUAUUUGAAUAUAAAUUCUUGCUAUUGUAACCUUUACACAAUUGCUUUUCAACUUUGACUUGCCUUCCUCCCCUUCACUGUUUACCUAUACCCUCUAAAAUAAGUCACUGACCUUAGACUUGACCCACAGCUGCCCUGUGCCAGCUGGAGUCUCUUCCAGUGGAGGGUCAGCUUUCACUUAUAACAUAAUGGUCUUCAACAGGAAGUAUAUAGUUCAAAUCAAAGUAGCAAUUCUACUACAAAGCAAUUGUGACAUGUUUGGAGAAUUUGUGGUCUUAAUGUUGUAAAGCUAGUCUGUUAAACACUUUAACACUAGCAACAUUUUACAUAUUACUUUGUUACAUGUCAGUAGCAGUUAAAGAUGUCCAUGGGAGCUUAUGCCUUGAGUAUGGUCAUAGACUCUAAAUUUAAUAAUGUUUCCUAUGACUUUUUUUUAUUUUAGGUUAUACCAACCUCCAUGUAGUGUCUUGGUCUAGCAGAGACCAUGCAUUACAUUGGAAAACCUAAUUGCUCUUUCAUUAUCGGGUUUCACUUUUUAGCCACCAUGGUUAUGAAGUUUCAGGACUUUUGGUUUGGUUUCAGGUUUGGUAUACCUGAAUAUCCUUGUAGACAUGCUGCCUUGGCUUAAAGGAAUCAUAUUUUCCUGACUUGUUAAAUUGUAAUGAAGAAACUUGUUAAGAACCUCUAACCAGAAUGGGACUUCAGAAUGUUUAUUUUAUUGCAUUGGGCCUCCAGAUUUGUCUGUUUAAGUUGUUCAUGCAGAUAUUGAGUUUGGGGAAGGGGAGCCUGUUGAAUGUCAUUUCACCCUGUGCAAUGGAAAACAACCAGAUGGCAGAUGGAUCAUAAGAUUGAUCCCUGGGCUUUGGAAGAACAUUUGGAUCUCUGUUAUAGUCGUGGUGGUGAAGAUGCAUACGGUAGGGAAUGGGAAAAUUUAGCUAAGCUACUCUGGAAAAUAGAUGAUGGAUGUGAACAACUUUGGGCUCAGAUGUUAAUUCUCAAAAUUUAGUCAGGUACAUGAGAAAUGACACACAAGUAAGCUGUAGAGAUGUGGUGAAUGUCUGAUGGUGCCAUCUAAUGGUGUCUGAAUCCGGGGUGGAGGGGGGGAAGGCUAAUAAUAAAUUAUUAUUAAUUUAUUAUUAAAUUUAGUAAACACAGUGAAUCAUUUUCUCCACAAAUGCAUGUCAUUUUUAUAGAGGAGGUGAAGCUUAUGGUCAGUAAUUCUGAGGCAAAAGACAAAACCUACAGCUAGUGAAACACCUUAGGGCUGGUAAAACAGAUUGUCAGCAAUUAAACUCAUUGCAUUUGGUUUCAUUUAAGGACCAGGAAGUGGAUAUUGAGUAUUGUCUCUGCAAUCUGAUUUCCCAAAUGCUCAAGGUGGAAUGGGAUUUUGUUUCAGUCUUGGAGGUGAGGUUAACAAAAAGUCACCCAAUCUAAUCCAGUAAAGCUCUAGGUUAACUGCCCUCUGCUGCUUGUUCACUUUCAAUUGCUUUAGUCAAGUAUUCUGACUAGUGGGACAACAGAUCUUUGGGACUAGUGCCGUGUGUUUGAAUCGACCAAAUGAGAUGGAGAAGCUACAGAUGGAGGAACAGUUGGUUAUUUUACGAACAACUGUACUUGAGCUACAAAUGACAAAUAUCUGGCAUCUAAAAUUUAUAAUGAAACCUAGAAUAAAUUUUUCAUCUGCACUGGAUACUCUUUGAUAAUGAGUGACCUUUUUCAUUGUCCUGGUGCCACGUUUAUGCACACACCAAGGUUCUUUUACUGUAUUUGUGCACUUAUUGCCGUUUGGUUGUAGAGGAGAUCAUCUCCAACAUUAGGGGUGCAGAAAAUUAGGCUGGGUCCCUGCAACCUUUUUCUGUGCCUCACUGCUGGGUUGAGCAGAAGGUAAAAGUUGGUGACAUUCUGCUCUUCUCCAUUAGCCCUGGAGUGAAUGCUAGAAUGUGUUAAAUGCAUUUUGGUAAGUAAAUAUUCAAAGGUAAAUCUACUAAUUCAAUUAAACUAUUCUCUAAGGAGGAGUAAAAUCAAGGGAUGAAGAAGGUCUUAAAUGUGAGCCUUUUCGUUUGGCUUAAGAAUUGUUCUCAUCGUUAUUUAAUACUCUAAGAGGUUCUUAUCCAAGGAUCUGUCCUGGUGCUGAGAAAAAUGGGGGUUAACUUAAUCUUAACUCAUAACACUAAGCACUUAAGUAUUUAAGACAUGCAAAUUAGAAAGCUUGUAUUACUACACGAGCUAAACUGUUGUUUUGCCUAUACUAAGUUUCAGUGUGGAGAAGAUGGGGCUUGAUGAAAGAAAGAUGGUCAAAAAACGAAGUAUUGGAUUUUUUUUGUUUUUUUUACAGAUCACAGUUAAAGUGCAUGUUUGAUAAGUAAUGGCUGUUUCUCUAAGCUCUGGUGUUAAGGGUUUGGGAUCUUCCCUCAUACUAAGAGAAGUCUUAAAUCAAGAAUUUGCAUUUAGCACUUUUUGCUUUUUUUUAGCUGAAUUAAAAUAUCAGACAACUACUGGACCUGCUUGGACCUGCCCUGUAAAAAGCCCCAUCUCAAUGUUGUAUUUGUAGCAGCACUAAUGUAAACUGAGGAUUAAAAGUGUGAUCUGAAGUGAUGUGUGGGUUGGUUCUCCCUGAAGCGAAGCUUCCUGGCCUCAGUGCUUGGUAGGGAGAGCAGACUCAUUGCUCAGCAGGCAGGAGGCUCUGGCUGCGAUAGCGGAGCUGAUGCUCAAUUCCUCUGCCCUCACUAUUUUUAUCCUCUUGACUUCUGAAAUACUUUGGAACAUGAUGUACUUCAUGUUCUUUCACAUUCUAAAAACCUCUUUAGGAGGAGAAUGUGACACAUCUCUUCAAUCUUUCAGUAAAGUUUCUGUUCUCAUCUUACUGAUUCCCUAAUAAAUGGAAAUCAUUCUGUUUCCUGACUUAAUUUUGAUCCAUUUUAAACAACAAUGUAUGGUUAACCCUGUUCUACACCUAGUGGCACAGAUGAUGAUUUUAGUAGUGCUCAGUGUAAGUCUCUAUUUUUCUCCAAGGAAGGGACCCUAACACAGUCAUCGCCUCUAUAAGGCACUUGGGAUUCACUCCCACUUAGGCACUGAGCAGGUGUGAGAAGUUCCUUUCUCUACUACUUUCAUCAAUGAGCUUAAAAAACAGGGCUAGCACGUUCAUGGAAAAUUGCAGCACAUUGGUUUAGCCAUAAUCAUCAUGAGAGCUUCUAGUUGAAUUUGAGCUGAGCCAGGCUGGUAGUGAAAGAGAAUGUAACAUCUGACAUUACUGCAGGGCCAGGAGGGGGGGGAAUGCCUCAUCCUUUUCCCAGCGGCUGGCAGUUACAGCCUCAUUUGUAAGAGUUGAGCUGGGUGGACUCUGCUGUUUGAAUGGUUUGCUGCCAUUCACUAAGAUUUGUUGAGCAAAGUGGACUGUGUUAUUCCCAUGGAAUACAAACACCAGCAAGGAUUAUCAUUUGCCAGAAGAUAUUGGAGAACCAUGUGGACUUAUUUCCAGAAUCUCUUGCAUUUACUCAUUGACGUUCCUUUGUAAUCUUACUGCUAGUGAGCCCAAAGUCCAGCUGGUGGAAAGGUCCAAGUGAAUGAAUCGUGACCAAAUCAUUUUAUUUUAGUCAGUGUAGACCAGCAUUGGCCAGGAGGUUUAGUAAAUUUCCCAUACCCAUUCCUCGUACCAUAGAAUCCUUUAUAGAUUGCUGUACAUUAAACCUUUUAUUUAUAAACCUUUAACUUGAGCCACAGUUUCUGUCAUGUUCAGUUAGUUGCUCUUGAAUCUGUACCAAUGCUUCAAACCUCAGCCUUCCAGUUGAAAGAGCUUGCUGCUCCAACUCAACACACAAAA